Nerophis ophidion (straightnose pipefish) is the source of this 1417-nucleotide messenger RNA. It is a transcript of the gene tectb, whose product is annotated as tectorin beta. Gene Ontology annotation, cellular component: cell surface. NCBI's taxonomy places the organism in Eukaryota, Metazoa, Chordata, Actinopteri, Syngnathiformes, Syngnathidae. The coding region runs from base 142 to 1128 and encodes 328 amino acids. The record is from RefSeq and is a predicted model, not a curated record. The transcript has 10 exons.
ACCGGAUGUCCGGUGCCGGAAGUGACUUUGUUGUUUUUUCGGAAAUUUACUUCCUCUUCUUUCGGACUUUUAAUGAGGAGGUAUCACUCCGCCAGAAAGUAGAGACCUGUGUACGUGUUUCGUGUUUCCAACACAGAUUACAUGGUGGUGUCGUGUUUCCCCAACGCCAUCAUCGCCAACGUGCCUGAGUGUCCUUACGGCUGGGAGAUUGAGCAGCUGUCCCUGGGCGGCGUCUGCUCCAGUGGCGUGCACGGCUCAGGCUACUACCGCUUCCUCAUCCCCGACCUGACACCCAGGAACCACUCCUACUGCGGCACCCAGUCUGAGUACAUCCCAGGCAAAGACCCCAAGUACGUCUUCUACAACUGGGUGGUGUCCAACGACACGUCGCUGACUCUCCGGAACCAGCCGGUCAACUACACCUUCAGCUGCGUGUACCCAGCCUCCUACCUGGUCAACAACGCCGUCUUCAGCCAGAGUGUUUGGACUCCACCGUCUGCUUCUUCCAGAGUGGCGACCGUCUACGUCAGCAACGGCACCUCAGGCACGUUUAUGUCCCAGUUGUCUCUGGGUGUGUUCACGAACGCCAAGUUUUUGUACGCCAAGGAGGCGCCCUACGUGAUCGACACCUCCGAGAUCGGCUCGGACGUCUUCAUCGGCGUGGAGGCCAAAGGACUCAGCGGCAGGUUCAAAGUGGUCAUCGCCAACUGCUGGGCCACGCCCACACCUUACUCCACCGACAGGAAGAGGUGGAGCCUCAUCAUCAACAGCUGCCCGUCUGACGACACGGUCAGCAUCUUCGAGAACGCCAAGGAGGGACGCUCCACCUUCAAGUUCCGCUCCUUCCGCUUCCAGGGCCAGAACAAGGUGUCCACGGUCUGGCUGCACUGCCAGGUCCACGUGUGCGACGGCGAGAGGCUCGUCUGUCAGGCCGGUCCAUGUCCAGCCAGCAGACUGGCAUGGAAGUCGGAGCCAAAGGGCGGGGUCCUCACAGCAGAGUUCUCCAUUAAAGGUGACGGAUCCUCCGGCCAUGGACACCUAACAGGCGUGUCCCCCGCCCUCCUGCUGCUUGCCCUCACAAACACGUGCCGCCUUUCACUCGCCCUUUACGUGGACCGAGCGCUGUGAGGCAGGUCAGCUCACACUCGCCGCCAACGAGUCCUGGCGGGACUUGUGACGCGCCGACAGAGUCCCACGGCAUUCGUAAAAAGUCCUUCUCAAGCUCAGCAAUAAAACGAUUGAGCAGCUUUUAUUGGCUUUUGCUUGGCAGCGGACUUGAAGACACAUUUUGGCCAAUCAGAUUGAUGUGUGUCUCAUCAAAACUUAUAGUGUGUGUGGACAGCCAGGAACAACAACAUGUAACAAUACAUCAACUCUUUAGUGCUGAAAUGGCACAUAGAUUAAACCUACUUCCUGU